Drosophila obscura is the source of this 907-nucleotide messenger RNA. Its product is annotated as antigen 5 like allergen Cul n 1-like. The transcript has 2 exons. The coding region runs from base 33 to 833 and encodes 266 amino acids. The record is from RefSeq and is a predicted model, not a curated record. NCBI's taxonomy places the organism in Eukaryota, Metazoa, Arthropoda, Insecta, Diptera, Drosophilidae.
GGCCAGUCUCGUUCCAAGAGCAAGCAACUGACAUGGCUUUCUCCAAGAUACUAGCGUUCCUCCUGCUGGCAUGCGGCUUGUACGACUCUGUCAUUGGCGUCGACUACUGCGCCCUGCCCACCUGCCUGGACAAGCACGUGGCCUGCAACAAUAAGGGAAACUUCAGUAGUGAUUGCCCCAAGGAUGUGCGUGAAAUCAAAAUCGAGUCCCAUCACAAGCUCAUCCUCACGCUCUUCAACGAACUGCGCAAUACGGUGGCUGGCGGCAACAUUGAGAACCUGCCCAAGGCCGUGCGCAUGGCCAAGAUGUCCUGGUGCGAGGAACUCGCCCAUUUGGCCUCGUACAACGUGAGGAUCUGCGAGUCGAUACCCGACAAGUGCCGCAGCACGGAGCGCUUUGCCUAUGCCGGCCAGAACAACGCCAUCUUCAGCUACAGCGGCGCAGAGAGCGAGUACUCGGAUGCGGAGAUCCUCAAGGAGCAGAUCGAGAACUGGUUCGCCGAGCGCUCGAACGCCUCGCCCGAGAUCCUGGCCAACUUCCCCGAGGAGCUGCCCAACAAGAACGUAGCCAAGUUCACCAUUUCCGUGGCCGAGAAGAACACCCAUGUGGGCUGUGCUGCUGUGCGCUUCUCCCGCGACUUCUACAACCAUUUCGUGCUCACCUGCAACUUUGCCACAUCCAACAUCAUCGGCCAGCCCGUCUACACCCCUGGAGAGAAGUCCACCACGGGCUGCAAGAAUCGCUAUGGCGCCGCCUUCGAUUUCCCCAAUCUGUGCUACGCCAAGGAGAUCUACGACAACGAGAAGGUGGUCGCUGGCAUCAAGGUGUUCUAGGGAACAAACUCAUCCGAAUAUGUAAUCCCAUGCCCAAUGCCUGUGCAGAUAUAAAGUGCUAAUAUGUACUCAAA